Mercenaria mercenaria is the source of this 3984-nucleotide messenger RNA. RefSeq lists its product as uncharacterized. The transcript is spliced from 25 exons. NCBI's taxonomy places the organism in Eukaryota, Metazoa, Mollusca, Bivalvia, Venerida, Veneridae. The record is from RefSeq and is a predicted model, not a curated record. Bases 146 to 3877 code for a protein of 1243 amino acids.
ACUGUACGAAAUUCAUCUUUUCGCAUGGGUGGUUGCAGGUCAUCUAGAAUUUGAACUGCAUUUAUACGGUUGAUUUUGAUAUAAAAUGCAUCAUAACUAGCUGACUAAACAUUAUCUUCCUGUGCACUGGAGGGAAUAGUAUCAAAUGUCUUCUAAUAAACUGCUUGAUCGGCUGAAAGAUGGCGGAAGUAUUGUUAUCGCAGAGGGAUAUGUGUGGGAAUUGGAGAGUCGAGGAUUCGUGAAAUUUGGGGGCCAGAUUCCGGAAGUGGUUUUAGAAAAACCAGACGAAGUCGAAUUACUGCAUGAAGAAUUUUGUCUUGCUGGAAGCGACGUCGUUGAAGCCUUUACUUAUUAUGGCCAUCGUGAAUAUAUGCGACGUUUCGGACGUGAGAAGGACUUGGAAAAGUUAAACAGGAAUGCACUGGCACUUGCUAGAAAAGUUGCUAGCAAGUAUGACAAACUUGUGGCAGGGGGACUGUCAAAUACGCCACUGUUUAGGAAAGAUGACACGGAAAGCCAUCAGAAAAUAUACGAAAUGUUCAAGGAACAAGUGAUCUGGUUUGUUGAAGGAGGUGCUGAUUAUAUCAUAGGAGAGACGUUUGAUUCUUUUGGGGAAGCCGAGAUAGCACUGAAGGCUAUAAAAGACCAUGGAAACGGUUGUCCGGCAGUUAUAACAAUGUCGGCAUACUUUCCCGACCAAACGACAGAUGAUGUUCCGUUUACUGAAGCGUUAAAGCGUCUUGAAGACCAAGGUGCCGCUGUGGUUGGUCUGAAUUGCUCACGUGGUCCAGAAACUAUGCUGCCUUUACUUAAAGAAGUUAGAAAAGUUUGCAAAGGACCGCUUGCUGCCCUUCCAGUGCCCUAUAGGACAACAGAAAAAGAGAAAACGUUCUAUUCUCUUACAGAUCCUAAAACAGGACAGGAUGUCUAUACGCGGAACCUUGACGUCGUAAGGAGUUCACGUGACGAGAUACGUCAGUUUGCUGAAGAUGCUAAGGCUCUUGGGGUUCAGUAUAUUGGCCUCUGUUGCGGCGCAUAUCCGAGUCUGAUCAGGGAGGUGGCGGAAGUGUAUGGAAAGAACCCACCCGCAUCGAAAUACGCGAUGGACCUUACCAAAGGACCUUAUACUCUAGGCGAAAACCCUGAAGCCGAAAUGCUGAAGCUGAGAAAAUAUAAAACUGGAAAAUCAGGUAGCAGUAGCAGUUGCAGCAGGUAUAAGAUAGCAGUAGCAGUAGCAGUAGCUGUAGCUGUGGCUGUGGUUGUAGCGGAAGCGGUAGCUGUGGCUGUAGCGUUAGCGUUAGCAGUAGCAGUAGCAAUACAUGUAGCAGUAGAAAUAGCAGUAGCAGCAGCAAUAGUAGCAGUGGUAGCAGUACCAGCAGCAGCAUCAGUAGCAGCAACAGCAGCAGCAGAAAAAGUAGCAGUAGCAGCCGCAGUCGCUGUAGCAGUAGCAUAUAAAACAAUGAGCUCAGUGGAAACACAAGUGGACAUCUCGGACCCCGAGGGAGUUUUGGGAGUGAUCCGGUCUCUACAUGGUCAGCUCCAGGACCUACAAAAUGUCAACCAGGAAUUACUCCAAGGACGGGAGGAUCGGAUUCAAACCAGUGCAGAUCUAAGCAAUCAAGUCUCAGAGAGAAUUUCUGAUUUACUGAAUACAGCCGAGACCAUGGAAAGGUCAAUAAGCGAAGACGGUUCCGCGAUUUCCUCAACAGACCAGGAGCUGCAAGACCUUCUGAACGAAAAGGAAAGACUUGAAGCCAGAGUUGGUGGGCAGGUGCAGGCUUUAACUGAUAAGGAUAUCGCUAACGAGGAAAGAUUAAGUGGUAACAUAUACAUUAUAGAAUGGUUCGUCGCAGAAGAACUUUCCAGAAAAAUAGAAGAACUCUCAAAUCUUCAAGAUAGACUUGCAAGUGCACAAAAAGAGUUCAGGAGCGAAUGGGAACAGUUAAAGGUGGAAAUCCAGCAGUAUGAGGCAGAGAAAUCUAAAUAUGAGGAUACAGCAAAUCAUCUGGUAGAACUACAACUGGCAAAGUUUGUCGGCGCUCAUUCAGGGUCAGACGGUUCCAGCGGCUCUCUUAUCAAGAGAAUAGUUACUCACCACCUUAACCAGUUAACCCAAACAGAUCUCAGGAAACAGUUAACAGAAUCGCGUAUGAAAGAGAAGGAUCUAGAGAAUGAGAUAGGUGACCUUGUAAAACAAAAGCAGCAGCUUUGGAAGCGAUGUCUUGACCUUGAAAGUUGUCUCGAGGAAAUACAAGAUACGUCAGACGACACUGUCAUGCUCCGACCGGCAGCAGCAUUCACUAACCUUCCUGAUGUUUCUGAAAAUAAAGUUCUUUUUCCCGAGACGAGUGACCUUGACCUUUCAGCAGACGAUAACCAUGGACUAAUGCUCCAUAGAUGUCACAAGAAAACUCACUUGGUAGUUGAACUAUCUGCUGAAGAACGCGAGGAGGCCAAAGCAACAGUUCAAGCAGACGUCGGUCCUACAGACACCGAAAACUUGUCGCUUGCUGGCCCCGCAGACACUGAGCAAGUGUCGCACAUUCAGGAAACACAGGAACCAAUCACUUCAGCAGCAGACGACAGUGGGCAGGAACCGGAGGAAGAAGAAGAACGGCCACAAGACGAUACAUCCACUCAGACAAAGCAUGAUUUAGAGUCGGUCGUUGAAGCACCAAAGGUUUACUACCAUUUACUGGACUACAGAGGAAAAGACGAGACCAACAGCCCAAAUAUUGACCGACGAUAUUACACAUGCAACAGCCUAAGUUGUACGCUUAGUCAGAUAGUGACGACAACCGUUUUACGCUAUAUCAGAGGUUGUAAAAUGUCGAACGUAUUAACGGAAAGACUGAAGGAUGGAGGUACGCUUUUAUGCGCAGAGGGAUACAUGUGGGAAGUAGAGCGUCGAGGAUUUUUACAACUUGGAAGCUUUCUGCCGGAGGUAGUGCUUGAUCGUCCAUCAGUAAUACGGUCGGUGCACGAAGAAUUUGUUUUCUCCGGAAGUGACGUCGUAGAGGCAUUUACAUAUUAUGCACACAGAGGACAAAUGGCACGUCUAGGCAGAAAUGAUGUCGUUGAGAAACUGAACAGAGAUGCAUUACGUAUCGCACGUGAAGUAGCAGACGAACAUGGUAAACUUAUGGCGGGAAAUAUUUCCAACACUCCACUGUACGUGCCGAACGACCCGGUUGUUUCGCAGACGAUCUAUGACAUGUAUAAGGAGCAGAUAGUAUGGGCGGUCCAAGGAGGUGCAGAUUAUAUGAUUGGGGAGACUCACAGCUCAUUCGGUGAGGCCGAGAUUGCUCUCAAGGCCAUCAAGGAGCAUGGGCAAGGCUUGCAGGCAGUAAUCACUUUGACGGUUUACUUUCCCGACAAGCUUACGGACGAAGUACCCGUAACAGAGGCAUGCCGUCGUCUGGAAGCUCAGGGAGCAGCUGUGGUUGGUGUAAACUGUUCGCGCGGACCCAACACCAUGUUGCCACUUGUAAAAGAAAUCAAGAAAGUUUGCAAGUGUCCUGUCGCCGCUCUACCGGUGCCAUUUAGAUGUACAGAGAAAGAAAAGACAUUCUUCUCAUUGUCGGAUCCUGUAACAGGGAACAAUGUAUAUCCAGCUGAUCUAGAUUGUGUACAGUGUAGCAGAAAUGACAUUCGUCGCUUUGCCGAACAAGCCAAAGAAGCCGGGGUCCAGUAUAUCGGAUUGUGUUGCGGAAACUCGCCCCACUUAACACGUGAAGUGGCGGAAGUCUAUGGAAAGAAUCCGCCAUCUUCAAAAUAUCGUGCUGAUUUUUCAAAAAGCGCCCUGAACGACACUGAUCCGAAAUAUGUCGAAACAUCAAAGAAAAAACGAUUAUAUAUGCUUGGGCAAAAUGCGUAAAAGAUAGAACUUUACAAGUGAUAUUUUUAAAUAAUGAAAUGUUAAGAGAAUAUUCUUAAAAUCAGAUUGCAUUUCUUAAACGGAAUAAACAAAAAAAAAGUAUUGAG